Messenger RNA from Penicillium paradoxum, 219 nucleotides. RefSeq names its product transcriptional regulator family TF. The coding region runs from base 1 to 219 and encodes 72 amino acids. NCBI's taxonomy places the organism in Eukaryota, Fungi, Ascomycota, Eurotiomycetes, Eurotiales, Aspergillaceae. The transcript has a single exon. The record is from RefSeq and is a predicted model, not a curated record.
AUGCCUGUAGAAUACUAUCCCCCAUCUUCGUUGAUGGGCACGACAUCGGACCCUGGCUUUGUCAGUGGAGAGACUCCUGAAACAGCUGCGCAGGGUGAACACAACUUUAUCUUUGAUCCUGCAACUGAUUUCUGGGCUCUUAACUCUGAAUUUACGUUUCAGGCGCCGUUCUUGGCUGAUUUCAAUGUUGACCGGGACAACUGGGAUAUGGGAAUGUAG